Paramecium octaurelia is the source of this 1107-nucleotide messenger RNA. The record is from the annotation of a GenBank genome assembly. NCBI's taxonomy places the organism in Eukaryota, Ciliophora, Oligohymenophorea, Peniculida, Parameciidae.
AAUGAUUCUAGCCUCAAUAUUUCUGACAUUACUUUUGGAUUCAAUCAGGUCGUAGAGAACGUACUGUCAAUUGCCUGAUCCUAUUUUUAAUGACGGAGUUAAGAAUUCGACCUGGGGAGAUGCAGAUCCUUCUGAUUGGAAUUACUUAAACUCAAAUGACUGGAAGAGUAUGUUAUUUGUGUUAGAAAGCGUAGGCAAAGUUGUGACUUGUGGUGCCAGCUUUUAAUCUCCCAUAAACAUAAUCACGUCUACUGCAACCAAGGAAUCUACAUUCCCAGCCAUUAAUUAUAUACUGAAGUCUUCAACCAAAAAUUACUUCGAAGCUCAGAGUACUUCUCUUAAACUAUUUAUCCAGGGGAUUAUACCAAGGAAUUGGAAGGAGAGUACGAUUUUAUCACUGCAUUCGAUAUAUCAAAUUCUCAAUACAAAUAUUAUGCUAGGCAGUUCCACAUUCAUACUCCAUCCGAACAUCAAGUCGAUGGAAAAAAUUUUGACUUAGAAGUUCACUUCGUGCAUCAAGUAUGCUUUCAGUUUAUCAGGCUGUCGAAGACGGAGAACAGAGUUGCAAUGACAUCAGAAACAAAUUGACUGUCUUUGGAUUACUCUUCCAAUAGUCCAACACUGCUUCCGAUUACGAAGUGUUCAAGCCAUGGUUUGAUGACACCGUCAAUAGAGUUUCAUCCUUUGAUAUGAAGUAAUCCUCCUCUCUCCUACAUUUAAUAGCGACUUCUUCCAAAGAAUGACUGACAAAACCUAUUAUCAUUACACGGGCAGUCUCACCACUAUGUAUGUUCUUAGAAACUAACCAUAGACCUUGCUCUUAAACUGUCAAUUGGUAUGUUUUUACUUCCCCCUUGCCCAUCUCUAAAUCGCAAUUUAAACAAUUCAAAGACUUCCUCGACAAUGAUGACUACUUCCCCGAUUAAUCCAACAAUCGUCCAGUUCAAAAUCUUAAUGGGCGCACCCUCUACAAAGGAGUAAACAUCAUCAAUCAUAAAUUUCUAGACUGCUUCUUUCAAUGGAGUGACCUCUCUUCCUGUUAUAGAAGCAAGUUGGGGUUCCAUUAUCCAGAUGGCUAUGCUAUUAUUAAUUUAUCUGAUAAUAUGA